AUGUUUUUGCACAUUAAAUUUCAAAGACUUUUUGAGGAUCUUAAGAAGUCUCCACCUGCUGAUCUGAUGAACCGUCUAGCAAAUAUCGACGCCCGUCGUCAUCAGGUUUCUGGACUAUCACAUGUCAGCACUAAUCCACUUGAAAUACUUGCUAGUGGUGAUAUCGUGGACACUGAUGUCGAUGAUGAUGACUACUAUGAUGAGAUGAAUGACAGCAACAGCUAUGACGAUGGCAACCAUUGCUAUGAUGAAGAUGGUAGGGAUGACAUUAGUUGCAGCGAAGAUGCCGAUAUGAAUAGUGGUAAUGGAGAGGACAGCGAUAUGAAUAGUGGUUAUGGAGAGGACAGCAUCAAUGAAGAGGAUGACAGUGAUGAUAACGAGGACGAUAUUGAUGAUAAUUGAUGCACUGGAUGGGAGUAAAAUCUGAACAUGGUACCAUCGUACUUUUGAGCUCUUUUGAUCCAAAGUAAUGGAUGCUAGGCUUAUUUUGCUAACCUAGGCUUAUUUUGCUAACCAGCGACCCUAGGUUGAAACAAAACCUUUUGGUGUUGUACUCGUUGACCUUGAGCUAUGUGUUGGCUGCUCGAACUUGUGUUAGAUGGCUAUGACUUUAGGGUGCUGGAGACAUUGUAAUAUGUUUGGAGUGCAAGUGUUGGACACUUUGUGAUUGGUUGGACUGAAAUUAAUCGAAUGUAUGCAUGUAUUGAAAU
This is a messenger RNA of Panicum virgatum (switchgrass), 710 nucleotides long. Its product is annotated as coiled-coil domain-containing protein 1-like. The transcript is spliced from 2 exons. The coding region runs from base 1 to 402 and encodes 133 amino acids. NCBI's taxonomy places the organism in Eukaryota, Viridiplantae, Streptophyta, Magnoliopsida, Poales, Poaceae. The record is from RefSeq and is a predicted model, not a curated record.